AUGGGGUCUGUCACCGGAGCGGUCCUCAAGACGCUACUUCUGCUGUCUGCUCCAAAUUGGAACAGGGUUUUAGCUGGGAAUUCCUAUAAUUGUGAUGACCCCCUGGUGUCUACCUUGCCUCAAGCAUCAUUCAGCAGUUCUUCCGAGCUCUCCAGCAGUCAUGGUCCUGGGUUUGCAAGGCUAAACCGAAGAGAUGGCGCUGGUGGCUGGUCUCCACUUGUGUCAAAUAAAUACCAGUGGUUGCAGAUUGACCUUGGAGAGAGAAUGGAGAUCACUGCCGUGGCCACCCAAGGGGGAUAUGGGAGCUCCAACUGGGUGACCAGCUACCUCCUGAUGUUCAGCGACAGCGGCAGGAACUGGAAGCAGUAUCGCCAGGAGGACAGUAUCUGGGGAUUUGUAGGAAAUGCAAACGCAGACAGUGUUGUGUACUAUAGACUCCAGCCUUCUAUCAAAGCCAGAUUUCUGCGCUUCAUCCCUCUGGAGUGGAACCCCAAGGGCAGAAUUGGAAUGCGAAUCGAGGUGUUUGGAUGUGCAUAUAGAUCAGAGGUGGUUGAUCUUGAUGGAAAAAGUUGCCUUCUCUACAGAUUUGAUCAAAAAUCUCUGAGCCCAAUAAAGGAUGUAAUUUCUUUGAAAUUUAAAACCAUGCAGAGUGAUGGGAUUCUACUCCACCGGAAGGAAGGACAAAAUGGUGAUCACAUCACACUGGAAUUAAGAAGAGGAAAACUCUUUUUGCUUAUUAAUUCAGGUGAUGCGAAGCCACCCUCAGCUCAUGCCCCGGUCAGGCUCACCCUGGGCAGCCUGCUGGACGACCAGCACUGGCACUCCGUGCUCAUCCAGCGCUUGGGCACCCAGGUCAACUUCACAGUGGACGAACACAGGCAUCGUUUCCGCGCCCAGGGCGAGUUCAGUUACCUGCAUCUCGAUUAUGAGAUCAGCUUUGGAGGGAUUCCAGCACCUGGAAAACCAGUGUCAUUCCCCCGUAAACACUUUCAUGGAUGUUUAGAAAAUCUCUUUUACAAUGGAGUGGAUAUCAUUGAUUUGGCCAAGCGACAGGACCCACAGGUGAUCGUUAUGGGAAAUGUGUCGUUUUCUUGUUCACAACCGCAGUCUGUGCCUGUGACUUUUCUGAGUCCCAGGAGUUACUUGGCACUGCCGGGCUCUUUUGGGGAGGACGAGAUUUCUGCCACUUUUCAAUUUCGAACCUGGAAUAAGGCUGGGCUUCUGUUAUUCACGGAGCUUCAGCUGGUUUCAGGGGGUCUCCUCCUCUUUCUUGACGAUGGAAAACUUAAGCUGCAUCUCUACCAUCCAGGAAAAUUACCCAGUGACAUCACAGCAGGUGUUGGAUUAAAUGAUGGACAAUGGCAUUCCGUCUCCUUAUCUGCCAAAAGGAAUUACCUGAGUGUGGUGGUCGAUGGCCAAGUGGCUUCUGCAUCCCCCUCCCAGGGCCCUGAGCAGAUUUAUUCAGGGGGCACCUUUUAUUUUGGAGGUUGUCCUGACAGCAGCUUUGGAUCCAAAUGUAAAAGUCCACUCGGUGGGUUCCAGGGAUGCAUGAGACUCAUCUCCAUCCGUCACGAGGUGGUAGAUUUGAUUUCACUUCAACCGGGGGCCCUUGGGAACUUCAGCGACCUUCAGAUAGACUCCUGUGGGAUCACAGACAGGUGUUUGCCUAACUAUUGUGAACACGGCGGUGAGUGCUCCCAGUCAUGGGACACCUUUCAUUGCAACUGUGCAAACACUGGGUACAGGGGAGCAACGUGCCACAACUCCAUAUAUGAGCAGUCAUGUGAAGCCUAUAAGCAUAAAGGAAAUACUUCAGGGUUUUACUACAUAGAUGCAGAUGGAAGUGGUCCCCUUGAACCAUUUCUUCUAUAUUGCAAUAUGACUGAAACUGCAUGGACCAUCAUACAGCACAAUGGCUCUGAUGUCACAAGAGUCCGAAAUACCAACCCAGAGAACCCCUACACUGGGUUUUUCGAGUAUGUGGCCAGCAUGGAGCAACUCCAGGCCACCAUUAACCGCGCGGAGCACUGUGAACAGGAGCUGACCUACUACUGCAAGAAGUCACGGCUCGUAAGCAAGGAAGAUGGAACCCCUCUGAGCUGGUGGGUUGGAAGAACCAAUGAAACACAGACUUAUUGGGGCGGUUCUUUGCCUGAUCCUCAAAAAUGUACUUGUGGAUUGGAGGGGAACUGCGUUGAUUCUCAGUAUUACUGCAACUGUGAUGCUGACCGGAAUGAAUGGACCAAUGACACUGGGUUCCUCUCUUAUAAGGAACAUCUGCCAGUGACUAGGAUUGUGAUCACAGACACUGGCCGGCCGCAUUCAGAAGCAGCUUAUAAACUGGGGCCUCUGCUUUGCCGUGGAGACAAGUUAUUUUGGAAUUCAGCUUCCUUCAAUACCGAGGCAUCCUACCUCCAUUUUCCUACUUUUCAUGGAGAGCUGAGUGCGGAUGUAUCUUUCUUCUUCAAGACAACAGCUUCAUCUGGGGUGUUUUUAGAGAACCUGGGGAUUACCGAUUUCAUACGGAUAGAGCUACGCUCUCCUGCAGUUGUGACAUUUUCAUUUGAUGUGGGAAAUGGGCCUUUUGAAAUCUCGGUGCAGUCACCCACUCACUUCAACGACAACCAGUGGCACCAUGUUAGGGUUGAGAGGAACAUGAAAGAGGCCUCAGUUCGAGUGGAUCAGCUCUCACCAAGGACACAGCCGGCCCCAGCAGACGGGCAUGUCCUCCUGCAGCUCAACAGUCAGCUCUUCGUGGGUGGAACAGCCACCCGACAGAGGGGCUUCCUGGGUUGCAUUCGGUCUCUGCAGCUGAACGGAGAGGCCCUGGACCUGGAAGAAAGAGCCAGGGUGACCCCGGGAGUGGAGCCGGGGUGCGGAGGACACUGCAGCAGCUACGGGAGGCUGUGCCACCACGGGGGCACGUGCAGGGAGAAGCCCAGCGGGUUCUCCUGUGACUGCACCUCCUCCGCCUACGCGGGGCCCUUCUGCUCAGACGAGAUUUCUGCCUAUUUUGGAUCUGGCUCAUCCGUGAUUUACAAUUUUCAAGAAAAUUACUCCUUAAGUAAGAAUUCCAGCUCCCACGCGGCUUCAUUUCAUGGUGACACCAGGCUGAGCAGGGAAACGAUCAAGUUUAGCUUCCGCACAACACGGACGCCAAGCCUGCUGCUCUAUCUGAGUUCCUUUUAUAAAGAGUACCUUUCAGUUAUCAUCGCCAAAAAUGGAAGUUUGCAGAUCAGGUACAAGCUAAAUAGAUAUCAAGAACCCGAUGUUGUUAACUUUGAUUUCAAAAACAUGGCCGAUGGGGAGCUUCACCACGUAAAGAUUAACAGAGAAGAAGCAGUGGUCUUUGUGGAGCUUGAUGAGAGCAUGAGGAGGCAGGUCCGCCUGGCAUCAGGCACGGAGCUCAGUGCAGUCAGAUCCCUUGUACUGGGCAGGAUUAUAGAACACAGCGAUGUGGACCAGGAGACAGCACUGGCGGGACACGUGACGGAGUCCAGCUGUGUGGCCCAGGCUGGCACUGAUGCCACAUCUAGGGAGAGGACACACUCCUUUGCAGAUCAUUCUGGAACAAGAGAUGACAGAGAACCCCUCACUAAUACAAUCAAAAGUGACUCUGCAGUCAUUGGAGGUUUGAUAGCUGUUGUGAUCUUUAUCUUGCUGUGCAUCACUGCCAUAGCUGUCCGCAUUUAUCAGCAGAAAAGGUUAUACAAAAGAAAUGAGGCAAAAAGGUCAGAGAAUGUAGACAAUGCUGAGGCUGUUUUGAAAAGUGAGCUUAAUAUACAAAAUGCAGUCAGUGAAAAUCAGAAAGAGUACUUCUUCUGA
Messenger RNA from Budorcas taxicolor (takin), 3825 nucleotides. It is a transcript of the gene CNTNAP4, whose product is annotated as contactin associated protein family member 4. The record is from RefSeq and is a predicted model, not a curated record. NCBI's taxonomy places the organism in Eukaryota, Metazoa, Chordata, Mammalia, Artiodactyla, Bovidae.